This is a messenger RNA of Phytophthora nicotianae INRA-310, 1091 nucleotides long. RefSeq lists its product as hypothetical. Bases 22 to 630 code for a protein of 202 amino acids. NCBI's taxonomy places the organism in Eukaryota, Oomycota, Peronosporomycetes, Peronosporales, Peronosporaceae. The record is from RefSeq and is a predicted model, not a curated record. The transcript has 3 exons.
AAUUGCGUUCUCUGGUCGAAUAUGUCACCGCGGGACAGGAAGCACCUACAGCCAAACUACUACGAGGUGCUGGGCGUCGAGCGCUCGGCCUCGACCGACGACAUCAAAGCCGCCUACCGCAAGCUCGUUCUCGAGCACCACCCCGAUCGCCACCACACCAAGACCAGAGGCUCUGCUCGACGAAAAGAUGGCAAAGACGCGGAGAUUUUGCGUAUUAAUGCCGCGUACGACUUGCUGAGCGACAAUACUGCGCGUGUUAAGUAUGACAUGGAGAUGUUCGGCAUCUCGGCCGCCCCGGGUCAUCACGAUCGAGUGGUGGUGGGUACGGACAACUACAAACCCAUGAGCUCGGAAGACGUUCAUCAAAUGUUUGGAGGACUGAACGAGUACGAACGCUUCACCACGGCGCAAUACCACAGACAGCGAUCGCAUGUCGCCCCUGCUGCUAUCGGGCGGAGGGCGACGAAUCUCGCGGAGAGGAAGCAAUUUCGAGCGGCCAAGUCAAAGUUGCCGACACAGGGAGCGACGUUGAUGUGGCUGGCGUUUCCUGUUGCAUUGAUGGCGCUGUGGGGCGUCAAUUUGAACAGCAUUCGGAACGAAUCGAACUCGUCCCGGAGGAACAAGCAGUAGGAGAGUUAGAGGGACGGUGUUGGAUGUGAUUACGAUGCGGACCGAAUUCUUUCCAACGACUUAGAGGGCUCUUGGCUAGUGAGUGUUGUUGUGACUAUGGAGUGGACUGAGCUCUGGUGGCUCUUUCCAACGACUUCCUGGAAGAGUGAACAUUUCUAACCCUUAGUUGUCCCAACUCAAUAGUCCGCUACAGUGCAUGUACAGGUAGUUGCCGUCCUCGAAGAGUCUGCGGCCACAUUCGCUUUGGCCACGUUGACGGUGUUUGAAACCGCAACUCCAUAACAAACACGAAACGUGGCAACUUAGAUCAAUUGCUCAUCCGUGAAAAUAUGAUCGUAAUGUGGAGUGAAGUUACGGACUAGGAGGGAAAGAUAGAUAGGACAAAUGAGGGCAUCUCUACCGGUAGUUGAGUAAAACUAACCGUAAAUCUAUUCCGGACUACUUCGAAGUAAAACUAAAAA